Lacerta agilis (Sand lizard) is the source of this 1143-nucleotide messenger RNA. RefSeq names its product solute carrier family 2, facilitated glucose transporter member 5-like. The transcript is spliced from 9 exons. Lineage: Eukaryota; Metazoa; Chordata; Lepidosauria; Squamata; Lacertidae. The coding region runs from base 1 to 1143 and encodes 380 amino acids. Gene Ontology annotation, cellular component: membrane. The record is from RefSeq and is a predicted model, not a curated record. Gene Ontology annotation, molecular function: hexose transmembrane transporter activity. Gene Ontology annotation, biological process: monosaccharide transmembrane transport.
AUGAGGAAACUCAUAGAGGAGGCCAAGAAUAUCAGUUACAGGUCAGCCAUUUUUCCCGACUCUCAAAAAGAAACCAUGAAGAAAAAGGAGGCGGCACCCAAAGCACACAGAACACACAGAACACCCAAAGCACCCAGAACUCCCAAAGCACCCAGAAAACCCAAAGCACCCAAUGAACCCAGUGCAGCCGACGAAUCCAAGGAACCCAGUGAACUCAGUGAACUCAGUGAACUCAGUGCACCCAUUGCAGCAACCAGUAGUGAGGAGGUCCCAAUGAGGCUUAUUUGGAUUUCAAUUGCUGCCUGCUGCAUUACUGUCCAAUAUGGAUACAAUAUGUGGUUGCUCUACACCCCUUUUGUGCUCCUGCAUGACUUGUUCAACAUAACAACCUUUGAAGAGAUGGAAGAUCCAGGUUCUCAGAUGUACAUUGUGGCUAUCACCAUUGCUUUAUUUCCACUUGGAGCCAUUUUUGGGACCCUUCCUAUUGGUUUUCUGGCCAAUAGAUUUGGCAGGAGAGGUGCUAUGAAGAUAACUACCUUUUUGAGUCUUGUCCCACCUGUCCUAUUGGCUGUUGGUGAUACACUACGUAACUAUGAAUUCACAAUUGCUGUACGUUUCUACACUGGACUAUGCACAGGACUAAUCUCCGUUGUUGUUCCUCUGUAUCUUGGAGAGAUCGCCCCUGUAAGCAUGAGGGGAGCCAUCGUCUCGAUGUGCCAGCUAUUUUAUACCCUGGGGGUCCUUGCAGGUCAGAUAAUUGUUGAAGAAGAAUUCUUUAAGAUGCGAGGAGGUUACUUUAUUGUGAUGGGCAUUUCUGGGAUCAUGCCGAUUAUUCAGAUCAUACUACUACCCUUCUUUCCUGAAAGUCCGAGGUAUCUGCUCAUUCAGAGGAAGGAUGCGGAGAGUGCAAGGGAAGAACUGAAGAUACUUAGAGGCAAGGAUGAUGUGGAGAAUGAAAUGAACGAACUCCAUCAUGAGGACCUCUAUGAGAAAGCAGAAAAGAACAUGAAUGCCAUUCAACUGCUAUCAUCCCCAAACCUGAGAACGCAGAUCAUCACCAUAGUUCUAUUGACAGGUGGUGCACAGCUUGACGGUGUAGGUGCGAUUAACACUGAGAGGCAGGCCAGCCCACACAGCCGGUAA